AUGACAGGCGUACAGAGGCUUCCUUGGCUGGGCCGGAGCCAGGCUGUGGUGGACGAGUACCUGGCCUUUCUGGGUAACCUGGUGUCAGCACAGACUGUCUACUUGUGUGCCUGCCUCAACAUGGUGGUCUCCCACUUCACCCCCAAGAGAGUGACCAUCUGUGAAGGAGGAGUGGAUAUCUCUGAUUCAGAUGAUGAAGAUGAGAAUUUUUCCUCUUCUUUUAGCACAAGUCGCUUUCUGAUGCCCAUUUUGCAAGAAAACUUUCCCUUCAUACAGAAAUCCUCAAGAACACUGGAGUGUUACGUCCAUAACCUCCUGAGGAUAACAGUGUACGUCCCCUCCAUUCGACGAGACCUACUUGAGCUGAUUAUUGGAAAACUGCUGAAACUGGAUGUGAACGCGUCCCACACACAUAUUGAGGAAGCUGAAGAAAACCGAGCGCAGACCCAGAAAGCAGAGGAGCAGACUGAGGAGUGUCUGUUUGACAUGUUGUCACAGGCCCUGGCAGAGGCCUUCUUGGAUCACCUGUGGAAGAUCCUGCAGAACCCGUCUCUGCCUGCUGUCCUUCGCCAGGCUGCUGCUGGAUACCUGGGAAGUUUCCUGGCCCGAGCCAAGUUCAUCCCGUUGAGCACUGUGCGGGCCUGCCUGGAUUUACUGAGCUCCUGGAUCCAUCAGUACAUCUACAGCCAGGACAGCUGUGGGAAACAAGUCUGCUGUGACGUCAGCUUGCACGGGCCCUUCUACACUUCCUGCCAGGCUGUCUUCUACACGAUCAUCUUCAGACACAGAGCAUUGCUGGAGGCCAACAUGAAGAAAGGUAGAAUAGAAAACUUUGAGCUAAUAUCAUGUAGACUAGAAGAAAGUCUUUGCAUCAGUUAUAAAAUGCUGGUAUUUUCCCUCCUCGUCAUUCCUACCAGCAGUUGUUUUUGUUGCAGGAAGUACCAAGUGGUGUUCUGCUACACCAUCAUAGAGAGGAACAACCGGUGUGUGCUGCCAGUGGUCCGCAGCUCUGCAGGAGGAGACUGUGUGACCACCAACACCAACCCACUCGACAGUUUUUUCCCCUUCGACCCCUACCUGCUCAAGAGGUCUGGUCAGCUCAUUGAACCGUUGUACCAGGUUUGGGAUGAUCUAUCAGACACAGAGCCAUCUCCCACCAAAAGAGGGCAACAGGGCUCGAAGGAGGAUGAGGAUGACUUCCUAUGUGGAGAGACGCCUCAAGCCGAGGGCAUUGUGGGACUGACGCCCAACUCCUAUGAUUCAAAUUUCCACAGUCCAAGCAGCUUAGGUUCACCACCCAACACCCUCCAGAGGCCGUUUUAGUUUCAUUUGUAUGGCAUGUACUAGUAAGGGCUGUUGACUUCUUCAAGUUGUGAAGAAAGACAGCAGAUCCUGUACCAUAUGAUGCUUUUAUAAGCUCCAACCACAGUCUGAAGAACACCAGCCCAGGACAACAUGGUUGUGACGAAAGCCCUUUUUAGAUCUGGGAUAACAUUAUUUUAUUAAAGUGACAGAAUUCAGACAUUGAUCAGUUUUAUGUUAAUGUCCUUCACCACCCACAAAUACUUAUGGUAGUGACAGAGAGUGUGCAUCAGUACUAAAAUGUUCUCUCCAACCUUGUUAGUUUGUUUAGGUGUGUGUGUCUGUGUGCGCGUGCAUGAGUGAGUGAAUCUUUUCAAUUUGAAAAUGCAUGACGCUGCAAGUUAAAGCAGACUCAGUAAGAAACCAUCGUGUACGGGUUAUUUACGUUUAGUCAUUUUCAAGUAACCAAUAAAUGAACUGCGACUUAUGCAGCACUUUUCUACUCUGUUUGAGCA
This is a messenger RNA of Neolamprologus brichardi, 1817 nucleotides long. NCBI's taxonomy places the organism in Eukaryota, Metazoa, Chordata, Actinopteri, Cichliformes, Cichlidae. The record is from RefSeq and is a predicted model, not a curated record.